Molecule: messenger RNA, 354 nt
Organism: Gongylonema pulchrum
Lineage: Eukaryota; Metazoa; Nematoda; Chromadorea; Rhabditida; Gongylonematidae
Source: the annotation of a GenBank genome assembly
AUGGAUGUUGUUGAUGCUGGCCUGGUCUGGAUCUGGCGCCAAAAGAAGCGCCUCGUCAGCAGUGUUCUUGUGUUCUCGCGUAUCCGUACAUCGUUGCUCAGCCAAGGUGACCGCGCUACCAUUCGCGAAUGCCUCAGAGCAUUACCGAACGGAGAAAAAGUACGGAGUUCACUUCUGAAAAAAGUAUAUUAUGUACGCCAAUCGUCUCGCAAGUGCCUCGCAUUUUACAUAGUUGGAGAAAAACCAUGUAUUUUCAAGCCGCAUUCUCUGUCACAGUUAGAAUUCGAUCUUCCGCUUCAGUCAGCAGCCAAGUUUCGCCUUCGAAAGUCUCUUAAUUCAGUGCAUAGGUACUGA